Olea europaea var. sylvestris is the source of this 1672-nucleotide messenger RNA. RefSeq names its product mitoferrin-like. Gene Ontology annotation, biological process: iron import into the mitochondrion. Gene Ontology annotation, cellular component: mitochondrial membrane. The transcript has 2 exons. The record is from RefSeq and is a predicted model, not a curated record. Gene Ontology annotation, molecular function: ferrous iron transmembrane transporter activity. Lineage: Eukaryota; Viridiplantae; Streptophyta; Magnoliopsida; Lamiales; Oleaceae. The coding region runs from base 549 to 1565 and encodes 338 amino acids.
UAAAAGGGCUUGAGGCAUUAUUGGAGGUUUACUAGGUUACUUUUUCUUUGUUCCUAGUGUAAUGGCACAUCCUUUUUCCUUCAAUCCUAACUUUUUCGGAUUCCAUCCUUGAGGAAAAAACAAAUUAUGCAUUGAAAAAUCCAUCCUGUAUAUAUCUCCAUAUUGAUUCUCAUUCGAUAAAUACAUAAAUAAAUUCUUGUAUGGUGACAUCCCAUCGUGCCAUCUUAAUGUAGUGCGAAAGCGAUCUCUAUACGUGUUAUUUAUUGAAGACGUGAUUUAAAUAAAUAAUUUUGUUCUCCUUUGUGAUUCAACACAAUAUUAUGAACAUGUAGAUGUUCCUAGCUCAAGGUCAUGUCACUUGUUAUUAAAAUUGAAUUAUUUGAAUAAGUUUUCACAUGGUAGUUUUCAUUGAAGAUAUUAACUUCAUCUUAGCUUUAAUAUAUUAAAUUUUUAAACGAGUUUGUUCAACAUUAUCAACUCGCCUUUUUAAAUCCUUACCUUGCUAGCACAAUCUCUCCACUCUCACCACAAUACCCACAUCAACCACGAUGACCGCCCCCUCCACUACCACCAUCACUGCCAGUAAUCCGGAUACCAACCCAGGCUUCCACCAGACAUCGGAAUUCUAUCAAGAAAAAGUUACAGCCUUGCCUCCAACCCAUGACGACCUCGAGUUCUGGCAAUUCAUGGUUGCAGGCUCCAUUGCUGGCUGUGUAGAACACAUGGCCAUGUUUCCAGUGGACACCCUAAAAACUCGAAUGCAAGCCAUUACUUCUUCAUUCAAAACGCCAGCAAUAACUCUGCGUCAGUCCCUCGGCUCGAUCAUGAAACUUGAAGGCCUCGGGGGCCUUUACCGAGGCAUUGCUGCAAUGGGAUUAGGGGCCGGACCUGCUCAUGCAGUGUACUUUUCAGUUUAUGAAACUUGCAAGAAAUUUCUAACAGCAGGAAAUCCAAAUAAUUCAAUGGCACAUGCUGCUUCUGGUGUUUUUGCUACUGUAGCCAGUGAUGCUGUGUUAACGCCGAUGGAUGUGGUGAAACAAAGGCUACAAUUAAAGGGCAGUCCCUAUAAAGGGGUGGCGGAUUGUGUGAAGAGGGUCGCGGCGGAAGAGGGGAUCGGAGCUUUUUACGUUAGUUAUAGGACUACUGUGGUUAUGAAUGCGCCCUUUACUGCAGUUCAUUUCGCCACCUACGAGGCCACGAAGAGGGCUCUGAUGGAGGUAUCACCGGAUUGUCGUGGUGAUGGCAAUGAGGACGAAACUUUGCUGGUGCACGCAACUGCUGGUGCCGCUGCUGGAGCGCUGGCUGCUGCCGUAACUACCCCACUGGAUGUCGUCAAAACUCAGUUGCAAUGCCAGGGCGUUUGUGGCAUAGAUCGAUUUUCGAGUAGUUCAAUCAGUGAUGUUAUUCGAACAAUCUUGAAAAAAGAUGGAUAUGGUGGGCUUACAAGGGGUUGGAUUCCCAGAAUGCUAUUUCAUGCCCCUGCUGCUGCAAUCUGCUGGUCAACAUAUGAAUCAGCCAAAGGCUUUUUCCAAGAAAUCAACGGCAGAAAUAGUUCCAUGAACUGAUCAAGAUAUUGAACUUUUGGACAAAACACAAUCUGGUUGAGCAGGAAAAAAUUGCUGCUUCUAUAACUGUAGUAUUUGAAUAAUCUAAAGGCUUUUUGCUCUAUUCA